CUGUACGCGCGCUAUAGACGCGAGAGAGAGAGACAGACACAGAGAGAGACAGAGAUCCGCAGAGCUGGAGAGAUCUUCCCACGACCGAACCGCUACAGGACCUGAGACCAGUGCAUUAGACACGCAACCCCCUGCUGUGGGUUCCCUCUGCUGUCCGGUAACCAGGCCGCCAUGCUGACCGUCUGAUUAGCCGUCUGUGCGCCUGUCUGGAGGAACUGACCGUUAUUCGGUGUACUGGGCCGUUAUUUAGUGGAUGUAUGUCGACGCCUCUCGGUAUGAAAUGUCUGAACUAACAACGAUGAGGAAUCUGCUGCUCGUGUUUCUCCUAACUGUCAUCUGCUUGAGACGCGAGGCGCUCUGCGGUUCUCCCAGUGUUCAGAUCGGGGGGCUGUUCCCACGCGGUGCUGAUCAGGAGUAUAGUGCGUUCCGGAUUGGAAUGGUCCAGUAUGGAACCCAGGACUUCCGCCUCACUCCUCACAUAGACAACCUGGAGGUUGCCAACAGCUUCGCUGUCACCAACUGCUUUUGUUCCCAGUUCUCCAGGGGUGUCUAUGCCAUCUUUGGUUUCUAUGACAAGAAGAGUGUGAACACCAUCACGUCUUUCUGUGAGACCCUCCACGUGUCCUUCAUCACACCGUCCUUCCCUGCUGAUGGACUCAAUCAGUUUGUCCUUCAGAUGAGACCCGACAUCAAGGGACCUCUGGUCAGCUUAGUGGAGUAUUACAAGUGGGACAAGUUCGCCUACCUCUAUGACAGUGACAGGGGUGAGUCUGCUACCAUCUAUUCAUACAGCGCAUUCAGAAAGUAUUCAUGA
Molecule: messenger RNA, 814 nt
Organism: Oncorhynchus keta (chum salmon)
Lineage: Eukaryota; Metazoa; Chordata; Actinopteri; Salmoniformes; Salmonidae
Product: glutamate receptor 2-like
Exons: 3
Coding region: 254-814 (186 amino acids)
Source: RefSeq, a predicted model, not a curated record